CGUGACAUUUGGCAUUUGAGUUUGGAUGAAGGGUCGAUGAAUUUUAUUGCAUUGAAGAAAUGUAACGAUUAGCGAAUUGAUCGGACAGCCGUUAAGAAUUUCGUGAUGUGCUAGGCGCAUUUAUUUGUUGUUAAGACAGGUCCAGUAAGGUGCUAUAUUACCGUUAGUUUCUUAAACCAGUAAACUCACAAUGGCUGACAAUACUCAAACAGGACCGGUUGAACCCGCAGAUCUCACCGGCGGUUUCGAAAACAACUUUGUUUUGCCUGACCAAGUCCAAAUGGAGCUUGGAAAUUUAAAUGGUGAAUAUCAGGCCGUAGGAGCUGUUAUGGAUGACGUUUUGAGCGGCCCAGAAACCCCAGAAGGUGUUGUUGAAGAUUUUUCAGAAGAAAAUCCAGCAUAUGAUCAUCCUGUUGAAGGUUUUCCAGAUUUAAUCGAAAAUAUUCCACAAAAUUUUGAUUGUGAACCCGGGCAAACAACUAAUGUGGAGAAUAAUGGUACUCUGAAUGAUAUCUUACCUGGUAACGAAAAUGAUUUUGCAGACAAUACCAGUAUCCAUCGAAUGGAAAAUUUGGAGAAACCAGAAAUUAGAAUUGAAAAUGAACCACUUGAAGCAGAGAAAAAUGGUGUAGAACCGACUGAAACUUCUUCUCAACAAGAAAUAGCUUCAAGUAAUGAAAAUGUGAAUAUUACAUGCUUCGACAAUUUAACAGAAGUGGCAAAGGACAUGGAAGAAUCUGAAAUUUCAGUAAGUCUUGAAGGAAAUGCUUUAGAUGCCACAAAAUCAGAACAAGCUGCAAAUGGUUCAAUUGAAAGCGCCGCCAUUUCGAAGAGUGACUCAACUCAAAUAAAUUCUGAGCCUGAAAAUGUGGUUCAAUGGAGAAAGGAUCGUGCAAAAAUGAUCGAAGAAAUCGAUUCAAGAGAAUCUAUCAAAAAGAAAGAAUGGUCAGAGUUGGCGAAAAAUCAACUUGAAAUUUGGGAUAAAAAUUAUUCUGAUGUUGUGGAGAAAAAUAAAGAAGCGAACAAGUCUAAAAAUGAAGCAUUUAUGAGUUUAGACAGUGUGGAAAAGGAUAAAAUUGGGUACACAAGUUUGGAGGUGACAUCUCCAAAAAUGUCUAAUGUGAAACCAGAUCCAUCUGUGUGGGAAUAUGUAGCUAAACUUUGUGAUUUGAACCCAAAUAAUAGAAAUAUAAGAAGUGACGUUUCUCGAAUGAGAUUGCUCUUGUUACAGCUGAAGAAAGAAGGACAACAGUGUUCUGUUCCAUCUCUGAAGGCAUGAACUUGAAGGCAUUUCUUGAUAUUAGUUGUCUUGAAUAAAUUUUUAGGUCACUUGCUGUAUAGUAACUCAUUUUCAUGUAAGGCUAAAAUUCGAGCAAUCGCUAAUAUUUAAUGUAGAUUGUCUAAUCGAAAUUCUGGUGGAAUAAGGUGAUGAAUAUUUUCAGAGUUUUAGAUUAUUUUAAAUAAUUCGUAAUAUUAUGGUUCUGUAACUUGUAUCUAGAAAUGAGCACUAUAAUAUGAAUGUUAUUCAUCUGCUAGGUAAAUUGGAACUGCUAGUUUUUAUUGACAAUUCAAAACUUUUUAAUGAAGUAUUAAUAAACAUGUAUUGGUAUGUAUAAUUGCUUUCCUGUAAUCCCUUAUUUUAGGAACAUAUUCAAUAAUUUUAUAAUGUUUUAAGUUUAGUAUAUUAUUAUCCUCAUACCCAUGUACUGUACAUGCAUAUUAUUCUGCAAUAGACCUCCGAGAUUAUUUAUAGUUUGUGUUGUUAAAGAUUAGUUAUGUUCUGUUAAAAAGUUUUUUCAGUUGUAUUUUUGCACCAUUUAGUUCAGUCAACUUCUUUACUGCCAUCAAAUACAAAACAACUGUUGUACAUGUAUAUUAGUCUACCAUUUACUCUAUCUAUAAUAUACCUCAAAAUUCAGUUUUAUGUUUUGUUGAAGUUUUUUUUUUAUUUUUAUUUUUGCACCGUUUAAUUCAGUCAACUACUUCACUGCCAUUGAGUACACACAUAUAUUUACAUAAGCACUGUGUUCGUUUGACUUUACUUGUUAUUAUUGUUCUAUUAAACUGCCUGUUUCUUCAGCUUGGUGCAUUUUUAGGAUUUGGUCUACUUUAGUACUAUUUUGGAUUUAAUCAAGUGUAACUGGUUGGAAUAUUCUUAUGGUAAUAGCAGAGUACUGAUGCUGCUAUAUUUUACCUCAUUUUCUCCAAAUUUCCCCAGUCAAGAUGAGGUCAAAUUGUUCUAAAGUAGACUGAACCUGUUUUUAACCUACACUGUAUGUUUAAAUGUGUUGAGCUUAUUUAUUUUUCGUUUAUCAAAAUAAAAAAGUGUUAUGUAUAUUG
This is a messenger RNA of Styela clava, 2340 nucleotides long. RefSeq lists its product as uncharacterized. Gene Ontology annotation, cellular component: clathrin coat of trans-Golgi network vesicle; clathrin coat of coated pit. The record is from RefSeq and is a predicted model, not a curated record. Gene Ontology annotation, biological process: vesicle-mediated transport; intracellular protein transport. Gene Ontology annotation, molecular function: structural molecule activity. NCBI's taxonomy places the organism in Eukaryota, Metazoa, Chordata, Ascidiacea, Stolidobranchia, Styelidae.